AUGUCUGAAGGCAAUGUCAAGCCGCAGAACCCGGUCGUGGCUGAGGCCCACGAGGUCGACACGUUCCACGUCCCCAAGGCGUUUUUCGACAAGCACCCGCACAACGGGCCGCACCUCGCGGGCCUCGAGGAGUACCAGAAGCUGUACAAGGAGUCCAUCACCGAGCCCAAGCAGUUCUGGGGCCGGCUGGCGCGCGAGCUGCUCACGUGGGAGCGCGACUUCCAGACGGUGCACGCCGGCAGCCUCGAGCACGGCGACAGCGCGUGGUUCGUCGAGGGCAAGCUGAACGCGUCGUACAACUGCGUCGACCGCCACGCGUUCAAGGACCCCAACAAGCCGGCCAUCAUCUACGAGGCCGACGACGCCGGCGACGGCCGCAUCAUUACAUAUGGCGAGCUGCUGCGCGAGGUGUCCAAGCUGGCCUACACGCUCAAGGAGAUGGGCGUCAAGAAGGGCGACGCCGUCGCGCUGUACCUGCCCAUGAUCCCGGAGGCCGUCAUCUCGUUCCUGGCCUGCACGCGCAUCGGCGCCGUGCACUCGGUCAUCUUCGCCGGCUUCUCGUCCGACUCGCUGCGCGACCGCAUCAUCGAUGCCGAGUGCAAGGUGGUCAUCACCACCGACGAGGGCAAGCGCGGCGGCAAGGUGAUUGCGACCAAGAAGAUUGUCGACGAGGCGCUCAAGCAGUGCCCCGGCAUCAGCCACUGCCUCGUCUACAAGCGCACCGGCGCCGACAUCCCCUGGACCAAGGGCCGCGACUGGUGGUGGCACGAGGAGUCCAUGAGCUCCGAGGACCCGCUGUUCCUGCUGUACACGUCGGGCUCGACCGGCAAGCCCAAGGGCGUGAUGCACUCGACGGCGGGCUAUCUGCUCGGCGCGGCCGCUACAGGUAAAUACGUCUUCGACAUCCACGACGGCGACACGUUCUUCUGCGGCGGCGACGUGGGCUGGAUCACCGGCCACACGUAUGUCGUGUAUGCGCCGCUGCUGCUGGGUGUCGCGACCGUCGUGUUCGAGGGCACCCCCGCGUACCCCGACUUCUCGCGCUACUGGGACAUUGUCAACAAGUACAAGGUCAGCCAGUUCUACGUGGCGCCCACGGCGCUGCGGCUGCUGAAGCGCGCGGGCGACGAGCACGUCAAGCACGAGAUGAAGCACCUGCGCGUGCUGGGGUCCGUGGGCGAGCCCAUCGCCGCCGAGGUGUGGAAGUGGUACUUUGAGACGGUCGGCAAGGAGGAUGCUCACGUUGUCGACACUUACUGGCAGACGGAGACCGGCUCUCACGUCAUCACGCCGCUGGCGGGUGUCACGCCCACGAAGCCCGGCUCUGCCUCGCUGCCUUUCUUCGGCAUCGAGCCGGCCAUCAUCGACCCCGUCUCCGGCGAGGAGAUCCACGGCAACGAUGUCGAGGGCGUCUUGGCGUUCAAGCAGCCGUGGCCCAGCAUGGCGCGCACGGUCUGGGGAGCCCACAAGCGCUACAUGGACACAUAUCUGAACGUCUACAAGGGCUACUACUUCACUGGCGACGGCGCAGGCCGUGACCACGAGGGGUACUACUGGAUCCGCGGUCGCGUUGAUGAUGUCGUCAACGUGUCUGGCCACCGGCUGUCGACUGCUGAGAUCGAGGCUGCGCUCAUCGAGCACCACUCUGUCGCCGAGGCGGCCGUGGUCGGCAUCAACGACGAGCUCACCGGGCAGGCGGUCAACGCGUUUGUGGCGCUCAAGGACGGCACCGAGUCCAGCGACCAGGUCAAGAAGGACCUGAUCCUGCAGGUGCGCAAGUCCAUCGGCCCCUUUGCUGCGCCCAAGGCGAUAUACGUCGUCCCCGACCUGCCCAAGACGCGCUCUGGCAAGAUCAUGCGACGCAUCAUGCGCAAGAUCUUGGCAGGCGAGGAGGACCAGCUGGGCGACAUAACCACGCUUUCGGAUCCGUCGGUAGUUGAGAAGAUCAUCGACAUUGUGCACCAGUCCAAGAAGAAAUAG
Molecule: messenger RNA, 1980 nt
Organism: Boeremia exigua
Lineage: Eukaryota; Fungi; Ascomycota; Dothideomycetes; Pleosporales; Didymellaceae
Exons: 7
Coding region: 1-1980 (659 amino acids)
Cellular component (GO): cytosol
Molecular function (GO): acetyl-CoA synthetase activity; AMP binding
Source: RefSeq, a predicted model, not a curated record